CAAGAACUUUACGGCAGUAAAACAUGGCGUCUCACUUCAGCGGUGUCCUGCAGCUCACUGAUCUCGACGACUUUAUAACUCCCUCUCAGGAAUGUAUAAAACCAGUUAAAAUUGAGAAGAAGCUAGGUAAAUCUGUGGCCAAAAUACAGAUAGAAGAUGAUGGCAGUUAUGUCCAAAUCAACCAGGAUGGUGGGAAGCAGAAGCUGGAGAAAGCAAAGAUCACACUGAAUGACUGUUUGGCCUGCAGCGGUUGUAUCACCUCAGCUGAGAGUGUCCUCAUCACUCAGCAGAGUCACGAAGAGCUUUUCAAAGUAUUACGUAAGAACAAGGCCAAUGAGACAGAGCAGAUGACUGUGGUGGUGUCAGUGUCACCACAGUCCAGAGCUUCGCUUGCAGCACACUAUGACAUCAGCAGUAGCGAGGCAGGCCGGCGGCUCACUUCUUUCCUCAAAGGGCUGGGGGUUCAUCGUGUCUUUGACACCAGCUUUAGUCGGACUUUCAGUCUGCUGGAGAGUCAGAGAGAGUUUGUGGAGCGUUUCCAGAAAAAGGAACAGGAAAGCAAUGUCCUGCCUAUGCUAACAUCUGCCUGUCCAGGUUGGAUCUGCUAUGCAGAGAAAACACAUGGGGAGUAUAUUCUACCAUACAUCAGUAGCACCCGCUCCCCCCAGCAGAUGAUGGGUUCUCUAGUUAAAGGAUAUUUUGCAGAACAACAGGGGCUGAGUCCACAGCAGAUCUACCAUGUGGCCGUGAUGCCUUGCUUUGACAAGAAACUUGAGGCCUCACGCUCAGACUUCUACAUAAACGAAGCUGAGACUCGAGAAGUGGAUUGCGUCAUCACUUCUGGAGAGGUUCUGAAAAUGCUGGAGGAGGAAAAUGUGUCUCUCAGUGACGUUGAGCCUGUAGCCCUGGACACAAUGUUCAGCAGUGUGUCAGGAGAUGAGUUCCUGAGCCAUGCUGGCAGUGGCUCAGGUGGUUACCUUCAUCAUGUCUUUACUUACGCUGCCAAGCAGCUGUUUGGAGAAGAAGUGAAGGAUCUCACCUACAAGACACUCAGGAAUAAAGACUUCCAGGAGGUGAGGCUGGAGAAGGAUGGUGUAGUCCUACUGUGCUUUGCAUCAACAUAUGGUUUCCGCAACAUUCAGAACCUUGUUCAGAAACUAAAGAGGGGAAAGUCGCCUUACCACUUUGUGGAAGUUAUGGCCUGUCCAUCAGGCUGUCUAAAUGGUGGUGGGCAGAUAAAGGCUCCAGUCGGUGGGACCCAGAAGGAUUUUCUCCAGAAAGUUGAGGAGCUUUACAAGGCGGAGCGCCCCCUGCAGCCAGAAGAUGAUGCUCGCGUAGCUGAGUUGUACCAGUCCUGGCUUCGCAGCGUGGGAGAGGAACGAGCCAAAGAGCUGCUGCACACUGGGUACCAUGCCGUGGAGAAGAUGACCAACGGACUAGCCAUGAAGUGGUGAUGGUUAAUCAACAAUUCUACACAUUUCCUGCGAACAGAGCCGUCCAAAUUAAUGUCACAAUGUUGUUCAGAGGAUUAUGUGGGCCAAAUCUGACAAACGCAGGUGUUCCUUUUAAGUACUUUACUGCUGUGUGCCUGACAAGAAGACCAGAAAAAAGACAGUGCUUCAUCAUGGUCAGAUCAUUUCAUGUGACCAAAUAGUUUGACCUCAUACUGCUGAUAGGCCUUAUAAUAAAUAACACCAUUUUGUGUGACAUAUGUUAAACUUUACAAUGUAAGAAAUUAAUAGAAAAGUAUUCAUUCUUUAUUUAAUUACAUGUAUAUACAUACAUUUUGAAAAAUAAACAGAUUAUUUAAA
Cololabis saira (Pacific saury) is the source of this 1811-nucleotide messenger RNA. It is a transcript of the gene ciao3, whose product is annotated as nuclear prelamin A recognition factor-like. Gene Ontology annotation, biological process: iron-sulfur cluster assembly. The record is from RefSeq and is a predicted model, not a curated record. The transcript is spliced from 11 exons. Gene Ontology annotation, cellular component: cytosolic [4Fe-4S] assembly targeting complex. Bases 24 to 1454 code for a protein of 476 amino acids. Lineage: Eukaryota; Metazoa; Chordata; Actinopteri; Beloniformes; Belonidae. Gene Ontology annotation, molecular function: 4 iron, 4 sulfur cluster binding.